Messenger RNA from Mugil cephalus (flathead mullet), 3136 nucleotides. RefSeq names its product E3 ubiquitin/ISG15 ligase TRIM25-like. Bases 1014 to 2606 code for a protein of 530 amino acids. Lineage: Eukaryota; Metazoa; Chordata; Actinopteri; Mugiliformes; Mugilidae. The record is from RefSeq and is a predicted model, not a curated record. The transcript has 2 exons. Gene Ontology annotation, molecular function: zinc ion binding; protein binding.
CAAAACAUGAAGAACAGCACAAUGUCUCGACCAGGCCUCCAAAUUCACUAGAUCCCAAACUGAUCAAGUAUCUGUAUGUACUGGGUCACAGUGAUUAGAAACAGCAGCCAUACUCAUAUUAUUUUCACAUCUGAAAUACUGCUGUCAUUGUUAAAAAUAUUGUAGCCACAGCAUGCCAGAACAUUCAACUAUCCAAGUAACUGGAAAAUCCUUAAACUGAAAACCUUUUAUUUUGAGUAAAUUCUACUUAGUCCUUCAGUAAAACGAACAAAGAAACAAAAGACAAAUAUACAUAACAUCUUAAUAUAACAAGACCAAACCCUUGCAACAGGCGAUUAACACUUAAUCGUUCAGUAAAAAACGAUGGGACUUAAAAAUAAGUGCGGGUUGUUAUCUAAUCUCAUCCGGUGUCAGCUAUGAGAUAACAUAUUGCCUAGAGCAGGAAGAACUGGAUGUACUGAAGGUUCGAUAAACUACAUCAAUGACUGGCAGCUGUGGUCGCCAUCUAGUGACGUUUAACACGAACAGCAGCCCAAAGUCAAAUCAAUAAAACGUCUGAUACUCAAGCAACCUACUAUUGUUUCUAAGUGGUUACACUUUGUAUUAAAAAGCCAAUAUAAAUUAAUAUUAGGGUUCUUUAAGAACAAUAUUCUAAACUGGAUUGAAAGCAACAGAAAUGUGAAGUCACAGCUGAGCCGAGCUGAAGUUUGAAAUGCCUAGGUAUAUAAUGAGGCUGUAAAGAGAGGGUAACCUUUUGAUUUAUUGAUACAUUAUUUGCGUUUUCUUUGGGCUGUCAUAUAGUUCCAUUUUACCACACAACAAUAUACCGAGGGGGCAAACUUUAAAUUCACGACAUAGAAAAGGAAAACAUCAUCAACUGAGCCACACCGAGAGACGCAGCAGCACUGACACAGGAGUGACUCAGCCACACAUCUUCAAGUGAAAGUGAAACCUUUUCUGAACAACAUCAGACCUGCAGCCAGUCUCUCCAAAGAAAGAAGCCGAUUGCGGAAAUGUCUGCUGUCAGCUGUCCUCUGUCUGAAGAUCAGUUUCUGUGCUCCAUCUGUCUGGAGGUGUUCACUGAUCCAGUCAGCACACCAUGUGGACACAACUUCUGCAAGAAGUGCAUCACCGAACACUGGAAGACUAAUGUUCAGUGCCAGUGUCCCAUGUGUAAAAGGGCUUACGACACGAGACCUGAACUAUUUGUCAACACGUUCAUCUCUGAGAUGGUCGCUCAGUUCAAAUGGUCAGCUAAACACAAAGCCAACACCAGCAGCUCCGAGCAACAAGUUGCCAAACCUGGAGAGAUUCCCUGUGACGUCUGUAGUGGAACCAAACUGAAGGCCUUGAAGUCCUGCCUGGUAUGUCUGGCCUCGUACUGUGAGUCUCACCUGGAACCUCAUCAGACAAUGUCAGGCCUGAAGAGACAUCAGCUGAUGGACCCUGUGGAGGACCUGGAAGGAAGGAUGUGUAUGAAGCACGAUAAACUGCUGGAGCUGUUCUGUAAGACUGACCAGGUGUGUGUCUGCAUGCUCUGCACCGUUUUAGACCACAAGACUCAUGAGGUUGUUCUUCUGAAAGUAGAAUGUGAGGAAAAGAAGACCAAGUUGAAGAUAACUGAAGAGGAAAUUCAGAAGAUGAUCCAGAAGAAACAAGUGAAGAUUCAGGAGAUCAAACACUCAGUGAAGCUUAGUAAGGAAGAUGCAGACAGAGAAAUAGCAAAAGGUGUUAAAGUCUUCACUGCUCUGAGGGAAUCUGUUGAUAGAAGCCAGACUGAGCUCAUGAAGACCAUUGAGAAUAAGCAGAGAACAACAGAGAAACAGGCUGAAGGCUUCAUCAGAGAGCUGGAAGAGGAAAUCUCUGAGCUGAAGAAGAGAAGCUUUGAGGUGGAACAGCUCUCCCACUCUGAUGAUCACCUCCACCUCAUCCAGAACUUCUCCUCCAUGAAUGCAGCUCCACCCACCAAGGACUGGACAGAGGCCAGUGUCCAUCAACCGUUAUAUGGAGGAACUGUGAGGAGAGCAGUGACUCAGCUGGAGGAGACUCUCAGUGAACAGACGAAGGAGCUGUUGGAAGAUGAGCUGAAGACAGUCCAGCAGUAUGCAGUUGAUGUGACCCUUGAUCCUGAUGUAGUACAUCCUAAACCAGCCCAGUCUCAUGAGAGAGGACGCGCAAGUGAGCAGAAUCGGUGCAGAUGUGUCUUUUCAACAAAGGGUUUCUCCUCAGGAAGAUUUUACUUUGAGGUGAUGGUCAAAAACUGGUCCACAUGUACUAUAGGAGUGGCCAAACAGUCCAAAAUGAAAGAAAUAUUCCGUCUGAGCCCUGACAAUGGUUACUGGACAGCGUCCCUGAAGUUCUCCCGUGGGUAUGUUGUUUCUGCCAACCCAUCAUUUCAUCUUUAUACAAAGCUGAAGCCUGAGAAGUUGGCAGUUUUUGUGGAUUAUGAGGAAGGUCUGGUCUGCUUUUAUGUUGCUGAUCCAGUAGCUCUUGUCUACUCCUUUACUGGCUGCAACUUCACUGGAAAACUCCACCCAUUCUUCAGUCCUUGUUCGAAUGAUGGCAUUCAUCUCCACAGCGCUGAUUUGAAUUGUGUAUUACAGUGAGUGCAUUCAUUACAGUGAGGAUUCAUUAUAAUGUCUUCUGUCCAAUUUUAAAUGAUUUUAUUUUUUUCCUUGUAUCUUAAUUUUGUGUGUGAAAUUCCUUUGGCAAACAAGCAUCCAUUCAUUUAUUUUCUGCAACCUCUUGACCUCUAGAUUGUGUUAUUUAAAAACAAAAAUAAUGAUUAUACCUGAAGUUAGGAUCCUGUCACAUAUGAAUGAAGAUCGCUGUAUGAAUCCAUGAGGGUCUUGUUGUUGUGACUUUCCCUCAUCUUGUCAUGAAUUUGCUUUCAAAUCAAUAAAACCAGAUGAAAUAAUCAUCUUGGAUGAUUGUUGGGGAUUUUGUUUUGUGAAGAUGUAAAGUCAUAAAUUGAGGGGAUUUACAUUAAAGCUUGUUGAUCUCAGAAGGUGUGUCACAUUAUAUAAACAAUAAUUAAUUAAUACAGAGGUAAAUAUAUACAAUAUAUCACCAGUCUUUCGAAACGGUCCUUAAAGUAGAUAUUUGACAAGUGCUUGCAUCUGCAGCAACAAUACUG